Achroia grisella is the source of this 2934-nucleotide messenger RNA. RefSeq lists its product as uncharacterized. The coding region runs from base 1 to 2934 and encodes 977 amino acids. The record is from RefSeq and is a predicted model, not a curated record. NCBI's taxonomy places the organism in Eukaryota, Metazoa, Arthropoda, Insecta, Lepidoptera, Pyralidae. The transcript has 3 exons.
AUGGCGAGUAUAAAUAAAGAAAACGGAAUAGGGUCGCUGCCCGGGGGCCGCCGGGGCACGUCUACAACUGGCGGUAGGCGUGACAGAAUGCAAGCCAGCCGACCGGCCACACCACCUGGCCGGUCCGACCCCUUGCCAUCGACAUCAGCUGGCUUGGCACCGGCAGGGCCGUCACAGGCCCAGCAAUCGGCGCCCGCCACUGGUGGUACACGUCGCAUGAGAUGGUCGAGAGCCAUGAAUGAAGACCUCAUGCGAGCGUUCUACAGGGCUACAGGGACGGAAACAGGCAGAACAGGAUACAGGGCAGUAAUGCACCGCGAGUUUCUGCGUCUUUUACCGGAGCUAAUCGUCUCGGAACAGAACCUAGCCGAUAGAGUUCGGUACAUACAGCGCUCUGGUAUGUUUAGCGCGACCGAACUCGAACGAUUGCGAAGUGAAGUUGUUCCAGAAGCAGACCCCACGACCGUAGAGCAACCCAUCUCAGACGUGCUACCUAACGUAGAGAUGGUUGCCGAAAGGCCUUCAGAAGCGGAUGCGGACGGAACAACUUCCCAGGAUAUAGAGCAUAUGAGGAGCAUACUAGAAGGGGCGAUUCUAGAGAUCCGAAGAACUCCCCUUGAAGAGAGACCGAAGCUUCCCCGGCUACAUCCAAAUGUGGCGACGCGGGAUGCCAUUGAGGCCGCAAAUGGACUGCUGCCUCAAUACCUUGAGGGCAGCGGUGACCUGGGAGAGACGAGUUCAAUCCUCUUUGCCGCUGCAUUGGCAGUAUGCCGAUAUACUAGCGCAAAAAUGCCCCGGGCUGGACGUAAUAUCCAAAGGGAUAAUGCGAAACCAGCCUGGAAAAGAAGGAUUGAACGACGGAUCACCCAGGCCAGGGUCCUCAUUGGCAGACUGCUCUGCUUCAGGGAGGGCAAUACACGCCCGAGAAUUAUGCGCUCAGUAAAAAAGGCCUUUGCUGGGACAGGUGUAAGUCUGUUCCAGUCGGACUUCGGACAAAAACUUACGGAGCGUAUAGACGACCUGAAGCAAAAGGUCGCUGCAUGGGGGAAGCGACUCCGACGGUACUCUGAGAGGGUCGAGAGGUAUCAACAGAAUCGUCUCUUUAUGAGUGAUCAACGGAAGUUUUAUAGAAACUUGGAGCGCCCAAAACUACAGCCCACAGGACAAAGACCCGAAACAGCCAAUUUCGUCGCCUUCUGGCGACAGCUGUGGUCUGAACCUGUGGAACAUGAGGAGGGCGCAUGGAUGCACGGUGUUGAGGAAGCAUGUGCUCGAAUAACACCGAUGAACGUCAUUGCCAUUAUGCAGGAGGACGCGUUCUCGGCCAGCCAUGCAACCUUAGCCGUGCAAUUCCAGAGUGCCCUCGAAAACAGUGCGCUCCCGAACUUCCUUACAACCGGGAUCACUCAUUUAGCUCCUAAGACGGACGAUACCGCGGAUCCAUCUAAAUAUCGCCCCAUAACUUGUCUUACGACAAUAUAUAAGACGUUAACAUCUGUUCUGAGCGCUAAGAUCUCUCGUCAUGUGUACGAAAACAAGAUCCUAUCUAGCGCUCAGAACGGAUGCAGGGGAGGUAGCCGCGGAUCGAAGGAGCUUCUCCUCAUUGAUGCUGUCGCUGGCCAAGUGGUUAAGCGGAACCGUCGGAAUUUCUCCGCUGCUUGGAUAGACUAUAAAAAGGCGUUCGAUUCCGUGCCCCACUCAUGGCUUCGGAGGAUACUCGAGCUGUACAAGAUCGACGGUACGGUUCGGGUGUUCCUGGAGACAUGCAUGGGGCAAUGGACGACGAUCCUGUCUAUCCAGGGCGAGCGAUUAACGGAUACCGCUGACCGGAUUGAGAUUAAGAGGGGAAUAUUCCAGGGCGAUUGUUUGAGUCCACUUUGGUUUUGCCUGUCCCUGAAUCCUCUCAGUACUUUACUGGAGAAUUCGGGGACUGGAUUUCAGUAUCGGAGAGGAGGUACACGAGUGUCUCACCUUCUGUACAUGGAUGACUUGAAACUACUAGCUCCGAGUGUCGAACGCCUGACGGAGCUGUUAAAUAUUGUAAACGAUUAUAGCAGCUCUGUUAGGAUUGCACUCGGAAUAGACAAGUGCGCGGUUCUCCAUGUGCAGAGGGGACAGGUCAAUCAAACUGAAGGGAUCGUUACAGAUCCCUCCAACAUCAAAACCCUCUCCGACGCUGAAACAUACCGGUAUCUGGGCAUGUCACAAAACAUCGGUGUGAGGGAGACGGAUAUGAAACAGUCAAUCCGUGAGGAAUUUUUUGCGCGCCUUACAAGAGUACUGAAAAGUUCCUUGUCGGGUGCCAAUAAGAUCCGAGCAUAUAACGGCUGGGUCAUACCCGUACUCCUUUACACUUUUGGCGUGCUCAGAUGGUCUCAAACCGAACUCGAAGCCCUGGAUCGGAAAGUCCGCACAACUAUGACCCUCCAUAGAAUGCAUCACCCGAAAUCGUCAGUCAUGAGGCUGUACAUCCCGCGGAAGGCUGGUGGUCGAGGCUUGUUAAGCGUUAAGACCAUGCACAACCGCGAGAUCGACAGCCUCAGGACAUAUUUUCUGGAGAAAAGAGACGAGGGUUUGCAUAGAGAGGUCAUAGAAUGUGACAAAGGAUUCACCCCUCUUUCUCUGGCUAAAGAGGACUGGCGAAAACCCGAAGUCCUGGGUACCUCUCAGCGGGAGGCCGUGUGGAAAGAGAAGGAGUUGCACGGAAGGUUCUUCAAAGCCCUUCACGGGCCGUACGUCAACACGAAGACCUCCGUGCACUGGCUACAGUUCGGUGAUCUCUUCGGAGAGACCGAGGGUUUUGUCUGUGCAAUACAGGAUCAGGUGGUUAAGACGAACAAUUACCGAAAGCACAUUCUGAAGGAUGGCACUGAGGACAUCUGUCGGAUAUUCUGGAGUAGAGGGAUGGAAAAGAAUGGUGUAAAGAAGGCAUAG